UAGGCACCAACUUCUAGAGAGAACCGUCAUUUGCUCAUUUGCUCAUUUGCUAUCCCCAUGGAUCAAUCUCAACAGCAACAGCCUAGGCCUCCUCCUCAUCCACCGCCGUCUCAAGGCGGAGUCGACUCUUCAUCUGGGCUUCUCACUCUGUUUGUAUCACUCAUCUUCAUUUUCGCCAUGUUGGUGUUUUCGUCAACUUCAACGGUUAGUAAUAGUAUUUCCCUUCUGCACCAAGUCCCGGAAGGUCAUGUUGGGGCAUAUUGGAGAGGAGGUGCCCUUCUGAAGACGAUUUCAGACCCAGGUUUUCAUUUUAAGAUGCCUUUGCUUACCCAAUAUGAGCCUGUUCAAGUAACCAUUCAGACAGAUCAGGUGAGGGAUAUUCCAUGUGGUACUAAAGGCGGUGUCAUGAUUACUUUUGAGAAGAUAGAGGUUGUUAACCGCCUUCGUAAGGACCAUGUUUAUGACACUCUCAUGAACUAUGGAGUGCAUUACGAUAACACAUGGAUAUAUGACAAGAUUCAUCACGAGAUCAAUCAGUUCUGCAGCUCCCAUAGUCUGCAAGAAGUCUACAUUGACGUAUUUGAUCAGAUUGAUGAAAAGAUGAAAGAUGCUCUUCAGGGUGAUUGCACACGUUAUGCUCCAGGGAUCGAAAUAAUUAGCGUCCGUGUCACAAAACCAACCAUCCCAGAAAGUAUAAGACGAAACUUUGAACAAAUGGAAGAGGAGCGCACUAAGGUUUUGAUUGCCAUAGAGAGACAAAGGGUGGUUGAGAAAGAGUCAGAGACUAAGAAGAAGUUGGCUCUCAGCGAAGCCGAGAAGAAUGCCGGUGUUAGUAAGAUUCUCAUGGAACAGAAGUUAAUGGAAAAGGAAAGUGCUAAGAAGCAGGAUGAAAUUGAGAACCAGAUGUAUCUGGCUCGGGAAAAGAGUCUUGCGGAUGCCGAUUAUUACAGAGUAACUAAAGAAGCUGAAGCAAACAAGUUGAAGCUGACCCCUCAAUUUCUGGAGCUCAGAUUUAUCGAAGCCAUUGCCAACAAUACCAAGAUUUUUUUUGGAGAAAAGCUGCCGAAUAUGAUAUUGGAUCAGCGUUUGCUGGGGAACUAUAUACAAGGAGUGGCUGGAGGACUAUCUAGGGAACGUGACGUAAACGUUUCGUAAUUUAGUUAUAUGUUCUAUGAGCACAGAUCCAUAGAGUUUUUUAAUAGUGAAUAAGAAAGCAAUAGUUGUGUUUUAAAGAGCGCGGUUGUUUUUGGCCAUUGUUGAAUUCAUUGGUUUGUUUAUUUAUUUAAUUUGUUUAUUUGCUCAUUGUAAAAACACUAAGACCACUUCCCGAUGGGUGCCUGCACUAUUCCAUUGCUUAAAAUAUCAAGACAAAUUUUUUUUUUUUUAA
This is a messenger RNA of Humulus lupulus (European hop), 1387 nucleotides long. RefSeq lists its product as uncharacterized. Lineage: Eukaryota; Viridiplantae; Streptophyta; Magnoliopsida; Rosales; Cannabaceae. The transcript is spliced from 9 exons. The record is from RefSeq and is a predicted model, not a curated record. Gene Ontology annotation, biological process: SREBP signaling pathway. Bases 58 to 1155 code for a protein of 365 amino acids. Gene Ontology annotation, cellular component: endoplasmic reticulum; endoplasmic reticulum membrane. Gene Ontology annotation, molecular function: cholesterol binding; ubiquitin protein ligase binding.